Messenger RNA from Cuscuta epithymum, 6966 nucleotides. The record is from the annotation of a GenBank genome assembly. Lineage: Eukaryota; Viridiplantae; Streptophyta; Magnoliopsida; Solanales; Convolvulaceae.
CUUCACCUUGCCUCUUUUUCAUCAUGAUUUCUAUCAAACCUCCUCUAUCACCACCUAACAUGAAUGACCUCGACUCCAGAUCUGUUCCAGUCACUAGCCCCAUACUUCGUCCAUGACCUUUGACCGCCUGAGACGAAGCAUCUGUCUCCUGUCCCUGCACAACCUUCUGCCGCUGGAGACCAAAGAGCAAGCAUCUUUCGUCCCAUGACCUUUGACCUCUGGCUAUUUGAGGUUAAGAAAGAGCCUAACGACAUUAUAUAUAAGGCUAGGCUUGUAGCUAAGGGAUUUACUUAAAAGGAAAAUGUUGAUUAUGCUGAAAUCUUUGCUCAUGUAGUUAAAGUUACUACGAUUAGAAAGAUGCUUGCUCUUGUUGCUCAUAAUGAUUGCGAAAUGAAGCAAAUAUAUGUUACCACUGCUUUCUUGCAUGGUGAUUUAGAUAAGAAAACCUAUAUGUCCCAGCCUGAAUGUUUUGUGGAUCCCAUGAAGAGCGGUCAUGUGUGUGAAACAAAUUUUAAGUAUUUACUUAAAAUUGAUCGCAAAUAAUAUUAUAUGAGAAUAUUGGGUACAAUCUCUAAAUAUGAAUCCUCUGAUUCUUCACUUGCAAUUUGAAGUAAUAUAAUUAAAGAAUUUAAUUCAAAAUUAAAUCUCUAAUCCUUCAAAUAUUCGAACGUUCUUCGAAUCUUUGAAUCUUCGUUCUUGAGAUCUUCGAAUCUUCGAAUCUUCGUUCUUGAGAUCUUCGAAUCUUCGUUCUUCGGAUCUUCAAAUCUUCUUGAAUAAAGAAUUCAGAUUGAAGGGCCUCCGGUUUUCAAGUGGCUUGAUCUUCAACAAAAGGGCCGUUUUAUGGCUUAAUCUUCUGUUUAAGGGCCUCCCGGGAUAUAUGGCUUGAUCUUCAAUUGAAUUUUGAUUCAAUCUUCAUAUGAAUAUCUUCAAAUCUUCAAAGAUUCGUUCUUCAUAUCUUCGAAUCUUCAAAGCUUCGUUCUUCAGAUCUUCAAAUCUUCAAGCUUCGUUCUUCAGAUCUUCGAACGUUCUUCAACUUUUGGACUUAUUUUAUCAAGAAUAGAUGAAAUCACAAAGGAUUAUUCAUAUAUUCUUGAGAAAAAUCGUGGCUUGAUCUCUUCCUCUUCUUCGGAAUUGUUCAGAGCCUCUCGGGAGUUCUUCAGAGCUUUGCUACAGCGUUUCUUCGUCUGGAAGUUCUCCUCCUUUUCUCUCAACUGAGACCCCUAUUUAUAGGUGUGGAGGGAGUGAAAAUAUGGCUUAGGGUUGCUGAAAUUCGUCCAUACCCCAUGGGCCUCAAUUAAAAUGGGCUUCGGGCUUUAUUUCCUUGCAUUUUAAUAGCUAGAAAAAUCAGCAUUUAUGCAAUGUAUCUGGACAGCCUUUUUAACAAGAUUCGUAGCCAUUUCUCAUGCAUUUGGAUAGAUUUCUUGACUGGAUUCAUUGCUCUCUUCAUUAAUUGGAUCAUGGCUCUUACAUAUUGACCCAAUAUUUGAUAGCGGGCUUAAAAUUAGUAGGACUUGUCCAUUCUCUUAAAGAUUUAAUUUAUAAUUAAAUUAAUUGGAUAUUUUAAAUGAUCCAGAUUAAUUUAAUCAUUUAAAAUUUAUUAGAAUGGACUCAUACUAAUAUUGUUAAUAAGGCCCAACAACCAUCACGAGCAGCUCCAUAGAAUCUGACGAUGACCCACUAUCACUUCAAUAUCGUCAAGAAUAGCUCGGUAGCAUUUGCAAUGAGCUCAAAAAUAAUUAUAAUUGGCCUAACAUUUUUUAAUGUCCACAAAUUGCCCCCUCGAGACUUGCUUCGAUGUACGGAAACAUAAGAAAGAGCGAGUCUCGAAAGAAAUAUAGAGGUAUGUUUGCCGAAUUGACUUUUCAAAUCCAAAUGACAUACUUAGCCCAUGAUACGAUGAUGGGGCUUGGUAGAUAUCCCAAAGCAAUUAGAGCACCUCGAGCUAAAUAUUGUAAACAAUCGGCGUAACAUGGAAUCCCAAUGGGUAAUUAUCAUCGUACAAGGCCAGGACUCUAAUCAGUCCUAUUAGGACUUUCUUUCUUCUAUUUUUACGAUCCGAACUUGUCGUAUUACUCUGUAUAAAUAUAGACCCAGCCUAUUCUCUUUCGCACCUUCGAUCUUAUUCCCAGCAGUUUGCAAAAAAUUAUCAAAGUUCCUGACGGCAUAAAGUUAAAGCACUAGGAAGCAAUAGGUAAAUUCCCUUUUCCCUUUUUUUCUUUAUGAAGUUGUCUUCUUUUUAUCGUAUUGCAGGGAUAUGAAGAUUUCACAAAAAAAAUUUGCUGGUAACCUUAACAAAACCACCCCUGCUGAAAGUAGCGCCGGUUGCUUAGAGAGAGAUGAUUUUUUCACGCUGAUUUCCGGCGAGGAGAGAUCCAAUUCGUAGGAUGCUGAGCUUGGGGUUGAACUCCGAUGGUGAGCAGCAGACCGAUGGUAUGCUUGGACACUGAACUCGCUGAUUUCUUCUGUUUGUUGCCGGACCAGUAUAUCAAGCAGGUUGGCCGCCGUCCUUGUUCCUGUUCAUCUUUGGACCAGUAUUAGCAGCGAGAUUACUCCGGAGCUGUAGCCGUAUGCCUUUGUUCUGGCCACUGGUGCAAAUUGGAAGAACAGAUUUUGAUUUCAGGAAGGAUUUUUAUUUCUUUCUUUUGCUGAGUUCGCGGCUGUGCCUGAAGACAUGAUGGGGCGGGCGAGAGAUGAUUCCUAUCGAGAAGAGGACUGCGGCCAGAAUCUUCCAAAGUUGUGGCGACCUGCUUUUGUUCUGACCGCCGAUGUAGAGAAGAAGAUGAAGCCAGUGCUUGAGAUAAAGCUGGGUCGCUGAUCGAGUUCCGAGUUUUGAGGAUGGACAGAGUAGAAUCACUUCAAAGUUGCUGCUGUUGGUCUUUCCAAUUUCUUCUGCCAUCUGGACGUUCGUCGGAGGUUGAAGUGGAUAUUGAUUUCCGAAAAGGAUGCUUGGCAGAUUUCUGGUUUUUUUCUUGUUGACCAUAAUUUUGUUAGUGAUGCGGACAAGAGAUGAUGGUGCUAAGCUUGAUCGAUUGCUAGUCAUUGGUGCCGCUUAGCCCUUUGUUGGGAUGGUGCCGAUUUGAAGAAUUGGGCUGAUUCCCGAUUGUUGGUGCUGCUUAGCCCUUUGUUGGGAUGGCACCAACUUAAGGAAUUAAGUCGAUUGUCGGUGCUGCUUAGCCCUUUGUCGGGAUGGCACCGAUUUGAAGAAUUAGGUCGAUUCCCGAUUAUCGGUGCUGCUUAGCCCUUUGUUGGGAUGGCAUCGAUUUAAGGAAUUAGGCCGAUUGCCGAUUGUCGGUGCUGCUUAGCCCUUUGUUGGGAUGAUGCCGAUUUGAAGAAUUAGGCCGAUUCCCGAUUGUCGGUGCUGCUUAGCCCUUUGUUGGGAUAGCACCGAUUUAAGGAAUUAGGCCGGUUGCCGGUGCUGCUUAGCCCUUUGUUGGGAUGGCGCCGAUUUGAAGAAUUAGGCCGAUUCCCGAUUGUCGGUGCUGCUUAGCCCUUUGUUGGGAUAGCACCGAUUUAAGGAAUUAGGCCGGUUGCCGGUGCUGCUUAGCCCUUUGUUGGGAUGGCGCCGAUUUGAAGAAUUAGGCCGAUUCCCGAUUGUCGGUGCUGCUUAGCCCUUUGUUGGGAUGGCAUCGAUUUAAGGAAUUAGGCCGAUUCCUGAUUGUUGGUGCCGCUUAACCCUUUGUUGGGAUGACGCCGAUUUGAAGAAUCAAGCCGAUUUCCGAUUGUCGGUGCUGCUUAGCCCUUUGUUGGGAUGGCACCGAUUUGAAGAAUUAGGCUGAUUGCCGAUCGCCGGUGCUGCUUAGCCCUUUGUUGGGAUGGCACCGGUUUGAAGAAUUAAGCCGAUUUCUAACCGUCAAUGCUGCUUAAAUGUCGCCGCCACUUUCGACCUUAGUUCAUUUUGAGGGAGCUUGACAAAUUAUUGACCGGUGUUACCGAUUUCUUCGUUCGUCUGGUCUGAAUGUGACGUCCGCUGUCUAGGCCUGAGACAAAUUAUUACCACCGAGCUGCCUCUUUUAUUAUCAUUAUUAUCAUUAUUAUUAUUACCUUAGUUUUUUUUUUUAAGUGAUAAUAAUAAUACUAAUAAUAAUAAUAAUAAUGACACUUUUUUUUUUUGCAGUCCAAAAUGGUAUACUUUAGAGACGUAAUGCGUGGAGGCAAAAAGUAUCUCUCUGUAUCAAAGAAGAAGAAUGGCGAAGAAAUCCUUCUGGAGAUUUUUAGGCCAUUUGCUCGCGAGUUUUGGGGUGCGACUGUUGUGUCUUACCGGGUUGCAGACUGGACUCCUGAGUGCGAAUAUCAAGAUCAAACAAUGCGGACUUUAGUGUCUGGUUUCCUUCAUAAGCCAUCUUCCGAGAUUCUCCCUUCUUUGGGUAGACGAAUCCUUGAUGCAAAUGCCCCUUUAAUAAAGACCUUAUUAUUUGGUGGCGAAUUUAGGUUCAUCACAGGCUACUGGGAAUGGGCCGAGGACAUUUUAAGCUUGAGUAAAAGUGUUUUGGAGAAUGGGCUUAUAUAUGAUGUUGUUUAUGCUUCCUUGUUCACAUAUGAUCGGUGUACGAAUGCUAUGCAAGCCUUUUGUGAAGCGUGGUGCCCUAUGGUGAAUACAUUACUUACGUCGAUCGGAGAACUGACGAUCACACUUUGGGACUUACAUGUUAUUGGGGGAUUACCAAUCAUUGGAGAUGCAUAUGAUGAGUCUAUUCCGAGCACCUUUGAUUUGUUGAAUGCAGAUGCUGACCGCCCUUCUCAACUUUGCAAAUACUUAUUUGAUGCAUAUCAUCAUCUUUUUCCAACGGUGGGAGACAAACGUGCUCUGCGUGUCCAUAUGUGGGUCAAAUUUUGGUUUAAGAAGGCUUCUAAGUACGUUAUGCCUCCGCAGAGAACAGAAAAGAAGAGAUCAUCCCGUGCUAAGGCAACCUAUAAUCCUAGCGGAGCAAUUCCAAAGUUUAGCGGGUGGUCGAAUUCUAUGAAGGUACCGUUCCAUGCACUCAAGGUUCCUGCUGAAUAUGAAGAAGAGAUAUACUUAACGGCAUUCCUAUCAUGUUGGCUUUGUUCCUUUGUAUUGCCCCAUGAAGGUCCAAGGGUUAUUCGCCCAGAAACUUUUAAAGUUGCGGGAGGAAAAUAUGUCUUGUUGUUCCAGUUCUUGCCAGUAUUUAUCAUGGACUUAAUCAAAUUUCAAAUGCCCCAUUCCCUGACAAAGUUAGAACGUGUUUUCCUGUUCAUUAUGUCUACGGAUGGUUGGCCACAUACUUUGACACUCAUUUCAAGAAUGAUAUUCAGUCCGCGACCCCAUUGAUGAUCUCUUACUCAGGGGAAGGUGGAGCAAGGUCCCUUGAGAAAACGAGGGCGCGUAGGAGGAUUUUCCAGGGAGAUGUAUCUGCGUGGAUAUGUUCUACACAUCGAAGGAUCAAGGACCAUGCUUUCUUUGAUGACGAGAAUUCUUCCGAGACUGACUUAGCAUUCUUCAGAUGUCUUCGUUCUAAUUUUCUCGUAUUACGCUACCAAGACCGUUGCAUUGCUGAGCUUUACACUCCUCAUCGCUUUAGUCGACAGUUUGGGUACUUCCAAGCUUAUGCACCUGGUUGGCCUGAGAGGCGUGAUCGUCGUGUUUCUCUUUCUUCUGGAUUUCAGCUUUGGCAACAGUUUGCGCAUGGUAUGUCACGGGCUAAAGCGGUGUUUCCGACCCCUCCAACUAUCCCAGCGAAAUUUUAUUCCUUGCAGUAUAAAGAAUGGUGGGGUCAAGUCCAUGGAAGUUUUCUGGAAAAUCAUGUGAGUGACUUGAUCAGGAUUUACGAUCUUGCUAUUGGCGAUGUGGUUACCCCUUCGGAUCCCGUGACUCCAGUCUCCAAGAAAAAGAAAAAAGUACCCGAUACUGAAGCUAAGUCCUCGCCUCAGAAAAAGGCCAAGCUUGCAGCACCUAGGGCUGAGGUUUUGAUCAAGGAUGUUGAGAAAGAAACACCUCUUGCCAAGGCAAGUGAGAAUCAAGUUCUUGAGAAGCAAAGUAAUGAAGAUAGGAAUUGGAAGCAUCUUCAGAGAAAACCUCAUCCUGGGCCACUGAGGAUUCAUCCAAUCCUUGAUGACGCUAGUUCUUCAAAUCAUGUUUCUUCAUCUAGCUCAAGUGAAGGAGAAACUGACGAUCAUGACACCGUUGCGGGGUUGAUGGCAGAAAUUGCCCCAAGUAAUUGCAAAGAAGUUCCAACCAACGAGAUACCAAAGUCCCCUCAUGUGAAACCGGCUGUAUCCGUUUUUCAAGCAGAGAACUACUUCUUUCCUUUGUAUAAGCGGUUCCUCAUUGACACUUGGUGUGGUAUUCAGGAGAAGUUAGGAAAGGCUACAACAGAGAACGUCUCUUCUUUUCGGGAAAGUGUGGAGAGUUGUGUUAUCUUGAUGGAGAAGGAAGGCAUUGACCUUUCCAUGUUGAAGACAAGGGUGAAGCAUUUCUUUGAAAGGGCGCAAGCAUUUGAUCAGAAGUGUUCUGCUAUUGCUGAUAGGGUCCCCACGGAGAGGCAAUCUCGGGAAUUAGAUAUGUUGCAAGCUUUUUGUGCAGAUAUUGAAGCUAAGAGAUCUCAAAAUCAGGUCGCAUUACUUGAUGACGAGAAAUCUCUUAAUGAAAUCAAAAAGAAGAUAGCCUUAUUGGAAGCUGAAGCUAAGGAAGUAGAAGCUUUGAUUUUACAGCAUCAUGCAGAAGCUAGCGACUUAGAUGCAGCUCUUACAAAAGCCAAGGAGGAAUCUUCACAGAUUUUGAAGACUAUCAAAGCAUCAGACGAAGAUCAGCUUUCUUUAAGUACCCAGAAGAAGGAGCUAGAGGCUUUGAAGGAUGACUUAGUCAGCUUUAAAUUGUUUUUAGGCUGAGUUUGUUUUUACUUGUUUAUAGAUUAGCUUUUUAGUCAGCUAGCACUUUCCUUCUUUUCUUUCCAUCAAACUAUAUAUGGAUAUAUAUUUGAUUGCUUUCUUGCUCCUCAUGAGUUGAUAUCG